Molecule: messenger RNA, 780 nt
Organism: Oppia nitens
Lineage: Eukaryota; Metazoa; Arthropoda; Arachnida; Sarcoptiformes; Oppiidae
Exons: 4
Coding region: 1-780 (259 amino acids)
Source: RefSeq, a predicted model, not a curated record
AUGUUAUCAUUUAUAGUGCCAGAGAUCUUAUUGUUAUAUGCAUCGGAUGAAUAUGAAUGGCACAGUUAUCUCAGUGAAGAGUUCUCACAAAUGCUAGACUACCCGUUGACUAUACAUCACAAACCUAUUGAACAUUUGGAUGAAGACUACCAGUGCUUUCAUGAAAUUAUAGUUAAGACAAACGCCGUUAUCAUUAUUAUAAGCAAAGAUCAACGAAUGCAUCUAUCAAUUGGUGUGACAAAUGAUAUUUUCAAAGUUCACUGGAAAAAUGCAUUUACAUUGUAUUUUACAUUACCAGAGUUUAUGGUGACAUCCAACGAGCACCUGGAGAUCUCAUUAAUUUGUGGUCACAGACAUUUAGGCACUCGUAGUCUAAAGUGUUUAAAACUUGAAGAUAAUCAAACAAUUUCAAAAAAUACAGUCAAUAAAGAUAUUAGAAAGUCAUCGAUGAAAAGCUAUAUCAGCGAUUCAGCCAUCGAUUACCACUUAAAGUCGAAAAGUAAUCAAAUGAGUUAUUACGAACAACUCAUAUUAAAAUACAAUAGAAGAUCACCAAUGAAUAGAUCCACCAGUUUUGACAAUAGUCGCCGAAAAGUGUACUUCAAUUCGUGUGACUUCUAUAUAUUGCCUGAGAUUAAUGAGUACAGCGAACAUAUGGCAUAUUUAACAAAUACUCGAUCUCUGGACAGAAAAGAGGACAAGAGGUAUGUCCUCUACGACAUUCCCCGGUCGGCCUCUCUCUCACACAUCAACUUUCAUGACAGACAAGUGUUUGUUUAA